Messenger RNA from Trichobilharzia szidati, 3863 nucleotides. The record is from the annotation of a GenBank genome assembly. NCBI's taxonomy places the organism in Eukaryota, Metazoa, Platyhelminthes, Trematoda, Strigeidida, Schistosomatidae.
UGCUACUGAAAUGUUUGUGGGAUAAAAUUUAAUGUUAAUUUCAGAAAACAAUAUUUCAGUACAUAAAACAAUUUUCAAUGAUUAUAAUCAGUGAUUAUUAAAAGCCAUGAAUGCAGAAAGUAUUUGCCAAACUGAGAAUUCUAAAUCGAAUGUAUUCCAAGGUAGUAAAUCUUUUUUUGAUCGUCAAAAGGAACGUUUAAUUUCACAUUCUCAUCUAUCAAAGCUUCCCUCUAAUAUGGAAGUAAUAAAAAACCAACUGUUCGACAAUUCCAGAACAAUCAGAACAGAUAACCCUGACAAACUCCCACGUCUUUCUGAGUGUUCUCUGUCCGAACCCACAAUUUACAAAGCGAAGACCACAUCUGCCUGGAUUAUUACUGUAUGCUCAGAAAUAUGGACAAGACUGUUAUCAUCCCGUAGACAAGAUUCUAAUUCGAAUGACAGAAAAAAUCAAAUAUCUGGUUCUGAACUUGUCUCUUAUUUAAUGACUGAAGAAGAUAAAACUGAUCGCAGCUUGAUUUGCGGUAUUUGGCAAGUAUUAUUAGAUGAAAAAGCUAUCGAAACUAUCCCACCUCCUAAUUCAAACCAGCAGUUUAACUCUAUUGAAUUCUAUGAUAAAGACGAUGUUUUUUAUGUUUGCAACCGUUUAAAAGAUAAACGUCUUUCUAUUGAAGAAGCAUUAGCAACUACUGAAAUCUGUCCAAAUAUCACUGGUAUAAACAAUACAGAAAGCUGUGAAACGCUAAGCUCUAUAAACAAACAUCCUGAUGAUCAUAUUGCACAAACUGAAUCACAAACUAUUUUGAGUGAAAAAGACGGCGAUCAAAUAGAUGUGGAUGACACUAGUAGCAUCGAAGAAGGGUAUCAGGUAUUGAUCGACAGAUUGUAUCGUUUGGCACCAGAAGCACUGUUUCGUAAAAUUCUCCAAAAACCGCCAGCUGAACGAACUGAACAUGAACUGGAAUAUGUUUAUCAGGAGUUAUUAUUGGUCCCGGCGUUAGCAUCAUUUUCGAUGUCUGUUCGACAGGAGUUAUGUAAAUGUUUACGUUAUGAAGUACAUCAGCAUGCUUCAAAUGUUGUUUUUUAUCAAGGAGAUCCAGGCAUCUCAUGGUAUAUUAUUUGCCGUGGUAGUGUAUGGGUGCAUGUCGAUGGCCAGGGCUAUGUAUGCCGUCUUUGUGAGGGAGAUGACUUUGGUAAACUUGCACUAGUAACAGAUGCACCAAGAGCUGCAAGUAUUAUUUUAGCAGAAGACAACUGUCAUUUUCUAAAAUUAGAUAAGGAUGACUUCAACAGAAUUUUGCGCAAUGUUGAGGCGAAUACUGUACGCUUAAAGAAAAAUAACUCAAAUGUUCUAAUUUUAGAGCGUAUUCAAGAUGUAAAAUUUUCCACAUGUCCACAGGCUGAAACAUCAGGUAAUUUUGGGAGAGAAUCGAACAGUGUGGGUUGUUUAAAUUAUUCAAUAAUUGCUGGAACAGUUGAACAUAUUCUUCAUUACUUAAUAGAGAGUCGGUUAAAUGGACUGGAAAAUCAGUUAAAUUUGUUAAUUUCCGAUGAAAUGUUCCCAGUUUAUUUAUGUCCACGUACACCAAUCGGUUUGGAUCAAACAUGGCAGAAUUUCUUUCUCACUUAUUUGAUAUUUUCAACAAAUAGAGAAAUCCUUGUAUUUUUAUAUGAAUAUUUAGGCUGUGAUAAGGCAAUUGAAACUAUGCAUACUGAGGACCACAGCGGUGAUGAGAAUUGUGAAAAAGAUUGGCGAUUUCCUAUCGGUAUUCAGUUCGAUAUUAUUAAAAUUAACCGCGUUAUUGUACUGUUUUAUAUAUGGCGUUAUUGUCUCGGCUUGUCUAUGUUUGCAAAUCAGGAUGGUGUCAACCAAUUCAUAAUGAAUUUAAGAACAGCUUUGAAAAGUUCUGACACCGUUACUGCAACUGAUAAUGUGAUAGGUAGUAAUACUGGUGGUGACUCAGGAAAUGUAAGAAGUUUUCAACUGCAGAUAGUCUGUUUGGAUAAACUUCUAAAAAGAAAUUCAAAACUGAUGAUUGUAAAGCCGAUUUCUGAGAAACAGCAAGUGCUGCCUUCUAAUUUUCUGCAUUUCCCGUGCAACUUUCUACGUACUCUACCAUUUGUUUGCACUAGUAAACGCGGAAUGUCGAAAAUGCAUAAACAACAAUUUUCAUCCAGUGGAGAUCAUAGUGAUAUACAGACGUCUGUCAGCCACAAUAUUAAUCAACGUGUAAAAUCUUUUGAAAUUCAAGAUAUCGCUGUUUAUGGCUCACCGAAUCAUGCACAGCAUUUGGAAUCUAAAUCAAAUCACACAUCUACACCUAGUUUGCUUUUCGGUUUCCAGAUAUAUCCAAAUAAUUUGCCACUGGUGAAGACAAUACACACAGUAACAUUUAAUAUUUAUAUUAGUGAAUUACAAAGGCAAGUUGAAGCUACAGUCCCAAUCGAAUCAACGGUCUAUGAAAUUAAACAGUCAAUAAUAUCCGACUGGCAGUUGAAAAGUGAAAUUAAUGAUCUGAGAUUAGUAGAAGUGUUCUCUAAAGGUGAUUGUACAGUUUAUCAAGAUACUGAGUGUGGAGUUAUGUUUGGUUUAUCAUUAAAUGGUAGAUUAUUUUUGGCUUCAGAGAAAGGAGUACAAAGUCUUGUACCUUUGGCUGAACAGCUAUCAGUUGCAAUGAAUUUUUUGGACCAAACUGAUGCAGAUCGUGUCAGAGGUAGUCAUCAACAUGAAACAACAGCUCACUGGAGUCUAAUAAAUGAUAUUCCAUUACUAAAAAAGAAUCGAUCGAUUAGAGCUGCGGUCAAAUUAUUAGAUGAACUGAAUGUAGACGAACUGGCUGCAACUUUAUCAUGUUGUCAUGCUCAAUUAGCAGUUUGUAUACAUCCACAAGAGUUACUAGACUUUGUAAUUGGCGGUAGUAAAACAAGUAAUCCGUGUCCACAUGUACGAACUCUUGUUAGACGUUUUAGUCUGCUUCACGCAUGGACUAUUACUCAAAUAGUAACAACUUGUAACCUAACCAGGCGUGCAAAUCUAGUCAAGAAACUGAUCAAAUUAGCUGAUCGCCUCAUUUCACCUCCUUUAUAUGACUUGUACAGCUCAUUCGCAAUCCUUCUAGGGUUGCAAAAUUCAGCAAUCACACGACUUACUCACACUUGGGAACGUGUGCCAAGUCGAUGGCGUCGUAUUCUUAAUGAUAGCUUACUGCCACUCAUUGAUCCUGCAAAAAAUCAUCGAGCUGCUAGGUUAUGGAAUAAUCACACAAUUACCAAUGCUGCUUCAACUGCUACCACCAAAAGUGGUAGUAUUAUUGGAGUAGCAAACUCACCACGUCUUCCAUUUCUGGCACUUAUAUUGAAAGAUUUAAGAUUUGGAGAAGAUGCCAAUCAAACAGAAUAUCAGCAGUCAGAAGAUGGAAUACGUCUGAUAAAUUUUGAAAAAAUGAGACUUAUAGCAAGAUCUCUGCGUUCAUGGAUAAAUUCAAUUUCCGGAUAUGAAAUGCUUCACCCUCAUAAUCACUUUAUAAGUCCAGAGAUUAACAAGACAAACUCCUCAGCUGUUGCCAAUAUAACUGUACAAAAAUUGUUGGAAGUGCCUACUGAAUCGCAAAUGUUCGUAUUAGAACACUUGGAAUGCAUUGAUGAUCCUCGUGUCAUUACACAGCUAUCUUUAAGACUUGAGCCAAAAAAGUGAGUUGAAUGCUGUGACAAGAUAAACUAUUGUCUACAUCCUUCAAAUAUUUUGAGAUUGGUAUAUAUAUUUCAAGAUGAGUUGCUUUUGUACAUAAAAUAUUGAUUUCUGUAUUAUUUCAUGUUUCCUUUAUUAUGUGAAUUUGUUAUGUCCACAAAUAAGAAGACAUUCC